AUGUCUUUUGUUGAAGAUCGAGUUCGUCUACUUGACAGCCAAAUAGACCGCAUUUGCUUAUCACCUCUACUCACCCAGGAUCGGGUUCUGGAUGGUGAAAAUGGCCCAGACGACGACGAAUCCUACGACAAGACAUUCAAUGUAGAGGGAUUCUCGUCAGCUGAGAUUACAGAGAAGUUAUGGAUUGUAAAGGCACUGUCCUCGUCCUCGUCUUCUCAAGCUCUCCUCGGUUCCCAGAGGAUACAAAGUCUUUUGGUACAGUCGGGGCUGGUCGAUUCAUAUGGCCAGUCUGAUGCUUUCGAGACCAAAAGUUCUCAACAGACAGAAAUUGAGUGGCUGCUCAUCAGCAAGGCCACUCUCCAAGUGUACGGUCUCUUGUUCAACACCUUGCUGGACCAGAUAAUACCAUUGAGCAACGACAUUUGGUAUUGGGACUCUGUCUUGAGCUCAUAUACAUACAGCAGUCUAUUCACUAUCCAGACAGCACCGCUACGAUUCUGGGCCUGGGCCAAGGAGAUUGCCGUCGAUACUCAAAUUCGACUUCGCCGCCUUCAAACUUCGCCUUUAGGGGUCCUUGCGGCUGAAGGGCCUCAGGCUUCGUUGUCGCAGCGGUGGGCUAGAUUUUAUGGCAUAGUGCGUGAGAGCAUUGUGACACGAUCCCUAGCAAAUGUUCAACGCAGGGUAAUGUCACCCAUUGCCCUGUGCCGCACUCAUGCCAAGCAGAGACAGGCCCAGCUUAGGAAGCUGCGAGAUAUGACUGCCAGUGGCCUGGGUGUGCUCAUUGAUGAAGCUUUGAGUUUCGGGGCUGACGAGGAUCUGAGGAGUGCCUCCAACGACGCUAAUAUUGAAUGGAAGGGUUUCGUGGAGCGGAGUGUUGCGUUAAUGGAUCUGAUUGUCAGGGAGGUGCUGACCCUAGAAACAGACGUCAGCGACUUUGAGCAUCGGGUGUUCCGUGGUGUCGAGGAUGACCCUGAAUUAUCCAUACAUGCAGAAGAUGUGGCCGGAGCGCAGAAGCCCGCGAUUCUUGCCCAGAGACUGAUGAGCAUCCUGCAGAACAGCUUGCCAAACCAUGUCGCCACUACCAAUGAAUUGGUCAAAGAGCACGGACGACCGCCCCGAUUGGUCCGAUACUGGCUCCCAGCCACGGCACUUCUCCUGUCCUCGUCCACGAUACUCAAGGUGCUUGUGAAUCGACAGGAGGAUGUGCUGCAGUGGAUCGCGGAUCUUGGGGCUACAAUGCGAGACUUCUGGUUCAAUUGGGUAAUUGAACCGACGCGCAAGGUUGUUGGCACCAUCAGGCACGACAGCAACAGCGAGAUAGCCAUUAUGAGCCGCGACAGCCUAAGAGCCGACCGUGACAGCCUCGAACGAAUGGUGGUAGAGUUUGCACUUGAGAGACCCGAGCUGGCUGGCGCCACUUCGGCCCUGAACGAAUCCCAGGUUUCCGACUUGCGGGCCAAGAUCCGUGAGGGCGAUGUGACGCCAGUGCUCAAAGCCUACGAGAGUGAGCUGAAGCGGCCGUUCGUGGGCGCCAUCCGUGGAGACCUGCUUCGCUCCCUGCUCAUACAGGUUCAAAAGACCAAGGUCGACUUGGAGACAGCAAUCAGCGGGAUCGACGCGCUUCUCAAAAGCCAAGAGCUGGUAUUUGGGUUUGUCGGGCUUACUCCAGGCAUUUUGGUUACCUACUUUGGGUUCCAAUAUCUUCGUACGCUCCUGAGCGGAAGGAAGGGCACACGACGCGGCGAGCGUGCGGUUCGAGCCGUGAGGGUGCUUCGUAAUAUUCACCGCAUCUUUUCCGAUGCCAUUUCGAGCCCAUCACAGGACAACCUGCUUCCAUAUAAAGACUACGGCUUGCUUGUCUGUGAGGUUCACGUCCUGCGAAAGUUAGUGAGUGGUGUUCUGCCUGCCGACGUGGAGAGGGAAUUCCUGGAAGACCUUGAGGACGUGGUGAAUGUCAAAGGUAUCACUGCACAAAUGCGGGCCUUUGAUCGUAUCCGCUGGGCCUACAGGCGGUGGCUGUGA
Molecule: messenger RNA, 2022 nt
Organism: Pyricularia pennisetigena
Lineage: Eukaryota; Fungi; Ascomycota; Sordariomycetes; Magnaporthales; Pyriculariaceae
Exons: 2
Coding region: 1-2022 (673 amino acids)
Cellular component (GO): mitochondrial outer membrane
Source: RefSeq, a predicted model, not a curated record